UUUAAGGGUUUGGAAUCUAUGCGAAGUGUUUAGGUUUGGUGAGAUUCUGGUCGGUUCUUCGGAUAGAAUUGAAUUUUGGGGAUUGUAUAUGUUGGUUGAGGAGAUUUUCCAUAUGUCUAAUUCAAUUGAUUUUCUGGAAUUAGAAGGAAAAAUGAAGCAAUCCAAGGAUCCAUUUGAAGUGGCAUUUGAGGAAUCAUCACCACCUGAUUCACCUGUUGAGGAGCUUGUUGGUGGACAAAUCGAAGAUGAAGAUGAUGCCAAUGUCAAUGUUCAUCCCACAUCAACACCCUCUGCUGCUCCAUCUAGUGGAACCACAGUACCACCCACUGCAAAGUCCAAAGAUGAAGAUGAGGAAGAAGAGGAGGAGAACAUGGAUGUGGAGCUUGGAAAGCUCCCAACAUCUGGUGAUCCUCAUAAAAUGGCCAAGAUGCAGUAUGUUUUCUCCUUUUUUGGUUCCCCCCUCUUUCAUUGUCCAUUAUUCCUUGCAUAUGAUUUUGUCAUCCUGUUGCGCAGACUAUUUUAUUUUCCAUUGCAAGAAAUGAGGCCCUGAAAGUCCACCUUAGACGUACAAUGGGUAGUACUAGUAAAUGGUUCAUAUGUCAGAUUUAAUGCUGCAUUUUAGUCUUUCACAAAAGAGAAAUAUUUUGAAUUUCAUUUGGAAAUCUA
This is a messenger RNA of Vitis riparia (riverbank grape), 666 nucleotides long. RefSeq names its product transcription initiation factor TFIID subunit 11-like. The record is from RefSeq and is a predicted model, not a curated record. The coding region runs from base 89 to 550 and encodes 153 amino acids. The transcript has 3 exons. Lineage: Eukaryota; Viridiplantae; Streptophyta; Magnoliopsida; Vitales; Vitaceae.